UCAGAGCAUCAAGUACAACGCCGCAGAAUAAACUUGAAAAAGGUUUCAAGUUUUACGUUUCGUCCUACCUCUGCAAUUUUGAAGAUGACAUUGCGUGAUUCAAAUCCAGUUGUGCUGAUCAACAGCAACUGCUCCUGUGUGGCUGGUUGUGGGAUCUGCAACCACUUAGUUGCAUUGCUUUUCCAGACAGCCCAUUAUUCUGAAUGUGGCAUGUCCGUCGUCCCUCCUGUCCUGUCGUGCACAGAGACAGAGCAGAAAUGGCACAAACCCAGAACAAUGGGGGUGAAGCCUGGACCUGUGGAUGCAAUGGUUGUCCUAAAGCCCAAACCAGGUGCUACUACAGCCAGUGGAAUAAGAUCAACACUUUACAAGGCCUACAGUGGUGUGCUUCCACACCCAGCUACCCUCAAUCCUGGACCUGCUUAUGCUGGAAUGGAAGCAGAAUCUCUCCCACUCAUUUGCACAAUGAAUAUCUCAGCUGACAAGCCACUUGUGGACUCCAUCUUUGGGAAGGUGCAAGCUGGCAGCAUACUGUCCUAUCAACAACCACCACCUCCAUCCGACAGUGUUGUCAUACAUGGGGAUGCACCCCCAUUCCCGAGUGUGCCACUAGAGGGCUACCAUCUAAGCCCAACUGAUUGUUCAUUUGUGCCAACACACCAAGAACAGCUACAUCUGAACUCGCUGUCUGUGACUUUGUCACAGUCACACCUCAUUGAGGAGGCAACAAGAUGCCAAAGUGCUUCACCUGAGUGGCAUUCACUUAGGAGAGAGAGAGUGACUGCCUCACAUUUCAGGGAGGUGCGCUACGUUAGAGGUCCAGGAACUGCAGAAAGCCUGGCAGAAAGAAUCAUACGAGGAACACGACAAACUGCACAAAUGAAGAGGGGAUUGGAAAUGGAAACGGGGGCUUUGAAGGAUUAUGCCAUUCUGAAAAACUUGAACUUAACAAAGUGUGGGCUGGUGGUCCACCCAGAGGCCCCAUGGCUGGGUGCAUCGCCAGGUGGGCUUGUAUAUGACCCUUUGGAACGCCCAUCAUUUGGGCUUGUGGAAAUUAAAUGUCCCAAUGUCCAAAGCCAUAUUGACUGCAAAUUUCUGAAGCGCAUUUACAGAGAUACCGAUGUAUUAGAAGACCUGAAAAAGAAGUGUGACAUGUUUUUCUUUUACACUUACAUGCCAAAGUACCUGUCCAUGCACAAGUAA
Messenger RNA from Thalassophryne amazonica, 1203 nucleotides. RefSeq lists its product as uncharacterized. The record is from RefSeq and is a predicted model, not a curated record. The transcript has 5 exons. Gene Ontology annotation, molecular function: zinc ion binding. NCBI's taxonomy places the organism in Eukaryota, Metazoa, Chordata, Actinopteri, Batrachoidiformes, Batrachoididae. The coding region runs from base 85 to 1203 and encodes 372 amino acids.